UCGCAGACAACUUGCAACACCCUAUACGAAAAAAAAUACAAAAAUUAAUACAAAAUAUAAAAACUAAAAGAAAAUAGUUUCUAAAAAAGUUAAAAACUCAUAAAUACAGGGCCAUGAAGAGAGUCCACGUGGAUAAUUACACCCCAAAGUACUACAGUGGGAAGUGGUCGUGGAACGACGAGAAGGACUGUCUGGAAUUUGAGCCACACAACGAUCUGGAGAAUUCCAGGGAGCGAUAUAUCACCACCAAUGGCUACAAGUUCCUGCGGAUCAUCGACCAGGAGGAGGAGCUGAUCUUCCGGCAGGCUUAUGUCCGUGAUCCUGGCACCUACGACUUCGACACGUUGGUCAUUAACGAUGUGCGCGACCUGGUCCUCUUUCUGAUGCCCAGCGAGUUCCUAACCUACAGGUUCGUGGACUUCAUGCACCGCCCGGCGGUCCACCGCCUCAUCCACGCCCUGAUCAUCUACUUCGAGUACUUCCUGCGGAUGGUGGAGUUCGUCCUGGUGCGACGCGACGAGCUGGCGGACCAGAUCCAGAGCGAUCAGACCAUCGAGAUGAAGAAGAUCUUCUCAGUAUAUCUCAGCCAGUACCGGCUCCUGGUGGCCCGCAACUACAGUGUGAUCCUGAAGGGCGAGGGCGAUAUGGCCCACUACUACCACCUGAAGCAGAUCGUCAACAUUUCGGACACGAGCCGGGACAAGAUCUUCCACGAGCAGUUUCUGGCCGUGGCGACCCAGAUUGUUUGGAUCUGCAUGCACCGGCGGGCGUACAACGUCAUCGAAAUGGAGAUGAACCGGCUGUUCCGAUCCGAUCACUUCGUGAUGACCCGCCCGGAGUACCUCAGCUUUACGCCGGCGGAGCGGAGUCUCCUCUACGGGCCGAACAACAAGAUCGUCAACUAUCGCACCCAGAUCUCGCCGCUGAUCCAGGAGCUGGAGCACGUGGCGGAGGAGGACAUGCCCAUCCUGUGGAUAGGGGAGCGCAAGUACCGCGGCACCGACCUCCGCAUCGCCGAGAUGGAGCUGGAGUACAUUGUGCCGGGGCCACAGCUGCGGAUGAUCGAUGUGGCGCACGGCAUCCUGGGUCACCCGAAGGCCCUCUACAACACCAUCCUCGACCUGGACUGGCCCACCGUGCGCUACUCGAACUUCUCGCAGCAGUACGACCCGUACCACAUCAUCCGCCAGCCGCACCUGGACAUUCCCAGGAUCGACGCCAUGAAGGUGCGCAAGAUGAGCGAGCACUACGAGCACUUCUACAAGGUGUACCGCAUCUACGAGCCGCACAGCAUGCAGAUCCUGAACAAGUGGCUUAAGCGGGACAAGCUCGUCCAGUUCUAUCGCUCCGGCGGGCUCCUCCUCACCAACGUAAGCUCCCGCUGCGAGAAGGAGCUGGCCGAAAAGGUCCCGCCCACCAAGGUCGAUCAGGUCAUCGCCAACUACUACAAGGUCAAGUCCAGGCUGCGCAAGGGAAGUCCCUACCAGGCGGAUAACAUCAGCAUCACGUCCUCACGCAUCGGAGGCUUCACUUCGCCGCGCAACAAAAAAGUUACUCAGGAAUACUACUUCGAAUGAUUUCUCCACUGGUAAAGAAUUUAUUUUCUGGAAUUAGUAUUCGGAGGUAUUGGCGAUAAUUCAAAAUUAAAAUUCCGUGAAUAAAUUCUAUACGCUAGUUAUUAACAA
This is a messenger RNA of Drosophila rhopaloa, 1685 nucleotides long. Its product is annotated as protein phosphatase 1 regulatory subunit 36. NCBI's taxonomy places the organism in Eukaryota, Metazoa, Arthropoda, Insecta, Diptera, Drosophilidae. Gene Ontology annotation, biological process: negative regulation of phosphatase activity. The coding region runs from base 114 to 1577 and encodes 487 amino acids. Gene Ontology annotation, molecular function: phosphatase binding. The transcript has a single exon. The record is from RefSeq and is a predicted model, not a curated record.